AUGGCGGAGACCGAGCGGUCGCUCUGCGAGUACCGGGAGAAGCACGGCGGCGAGAGGGACGGCGAGGGCUUGAAAGCGGCGCCGCCGUUGCGGGGUAUGAAAAUAGACCUCAUCGACGUUGCACCUUAUAAUCUGGUGCGCUUUAUGGUGAUCGCAAGGAAGCAGCAGAGGUUAAGCGUGCCGCACCGGACGGGCCUCACUGCGUCACCCAACCCUCUCCCGGCAACUGGGCCAGGACAAAUUCCCCAGCACAUCCAAAGCCACCAGCUCCAGCUCAGCUUGCACCCCGGCAACCUCCUCGGCUCGAACCCCGACACCGGUCCCUGCCCCGGCCACCAACCCGGCCACCUCAGCCCAAGGGGCCCCUUCCGUGACCACGGCGUUUACCGCACCGGCGGCACCGGUAGCUUCGGCUACCGCCCCGGCCAGCAGCUCCUUCCCACCUUCCCCAACUGUCGCAUCAGAGAGGUUCACUGCGGCAGCCAGGUGCGACUGGUGGUCAUCGCCAUCCGGGACAUCACCAAGGGGGAGGAGAUCACUGUGGACUAUAGCCUGACCGAGUGGGGCGAGAACCUGGGUUUCCGUGGCUCCAUGUCUGCAGCACAACAGGAAUGUAACUCCGAGAGUAACAACUUAAGAAAGGAGGAGGAGCCAGUGUCGCUGACCCCCCAGCGGCAUCAGCGGCAGAAGCAACGAGCACAUCAAGACUUUGUCACCCCAUCCUGGUCCCUCUCGCCCUCCUCCUCUCCCAUCUCCCAUUCCGACGCCAGCGAGUCGGACGCCGCAGACGAGGACAACGCCAGCCCCCGCGGGCGCACGCCACGCCGCCGUAGGAGGCGGCGCGGCACCCCUUCGAAGAAAAAGACCCCCAACCGGACACCGCCCGCCUCCUCCAGCCAUCCUCUCCCUUCACCCCAGCCUCCAUCUUCUCCCCCGAGCUCCGCCUCCACCAAACCUGUGUUCAAAGCUCCCGCUCUACUCGACUCAGGCAGCGUGAGCACAAACGGCCAAAAAGGAGGCGUGUCCAUAGACGCCAUGCGCCAAAGCUGCGACUACUGCGGACGCCACUUCCGCUCCUUGGGCCGCCAUUUGGACAAGCACCACUCGCACCAGCCGGACGUGUGCUCCGCCCUUGUCGAGCGUUACACGCAGAUGCACAACGCAAGUCCCGCCCCCGCCCCCGCACACACGCAACACCACCCGAGGGCGUCAGAGGCGGACCCCGCGGAGCGGAGUGGCGUUCAGGACCUCUCCUUGUCCCCGCCUCCCGCCGCCACAGCCAAACAAUCAGGCUGCGCCUCCCCUUCGCUCACGCCACCGCCAGGGCAGAGCGCCGUGCCCGUGUCGGUCCUGAAGAGGAGCCCGCCCCCCGUGGCCGCGACCCCGCCCAAGAAGGGAGGAGCGAAAAGGCUGAAGAGGGAACGCAAAGAGGAGGAGGAGGAGUGUGCUCAGUCUUUCAGAAGUAAAGGGAAAGAGGAGGAGGAGGAGGAGGAGGUGGAUGAUGAGAGUGGCACGGAGGAGAAGGACAAAGACUCUCUCAGUUCCGGCCGUCACCAGAUGCUGCCUCUCCUGUCGUCGUUAUCUUCCCUGGUUCUGUACCUCCGACGGCUGCAGCACUCGGCCUUCCUGUCGCUGUCUCGCCAGCUGCAGUCCGCCGAGGCCUGGCGCCUCCUCUGCCACUCCAGCCUGGCGCUGCUCAUCCUCUACAACCGACGGCGCGAGUGCGAAGUCUCCAAGCUGUCCAUCACCGAGUACAGGGCCCGCGUCACCCCGCAGUGCCCCGUGCCCGUCCCGCCCGGCUCCCCUCCGGCGCUUACCCCGCUGGAGGCCUCUUUGUCUCCCUUCGAGCGGCUGGUGCUCCCCCACCUCCCGCGAGUGGGCGUGCAGGGCAAGCGCGGACGCAUCCAGCCCCUCAUCCUCCCGCCGCACUGCGAGCCCUGCCUGGAGCUCCUGCUGCAGACGCGGCAGGACGUGGGCGUGGACCCGGCCAACCAGUACGUCUUCGCCAGGCCGUACCACUCCCCCGCCACGCCCCUGCGAGGCACCGACCUCCUGCGCAGCUUGGCGCGCUCCAGCGGCACCCGCAAUCCCAGAGCCCUCACCCAGACGAGGGUUCGACGCCAAGUCGCCAUCUUGACCCAACUGCUGCUCCUGGGAGAGGGAGAGGAGCCGGGCCAGCCGGAGGGCAGCGCGGUGGAGAGGCUGGAGCACUUCCUGGAAAGGGAGUACCACGUGACGCAGAACUGUGCCGACAUCGGCCAGGAUCCAGGCCUGAUGGGCAGCGUGGGCAGAGUGGUGCUGUGCGGCGAGAGAGACGGAGUCUUGUUCAGAGGGAUGAGCCUGAACCACAUCUGCUUGGAACUGGAUGUCAUGUCAGGAAACUCUGCCGACUCUUAUUCCGAGGGAGAGUCUGAAGGGGAGCAGAAGGAGAAGCCAGAGCCGCCCGCCCUCUCCCCCUCCCCCAAACCUGCGCCCACCCUGCUGUACGUCAGGAAGGGCAAGAACAACGGCCGAGUGGGACGGCCCAAGAAGCUGAAGAACAGCCAGGCGCCUCCCCAGUCUGCCACGCCCACUCCCCCACCACUUCCUGUCAACCGAAGGAGGGGUUCAGGUAAGCGCGGCGUGCUGAAGCGUCCGUGGUCGGAGGCGGAGCGAGCGGCGGUGGAGGAGCACCUGACCCGGAACAUCAACGAGCUGCGCGUGCCCGCCAAGGCGGACUGCGAGCGCUGCCUGCAGCAGUGCCCCCUGCUGGUCAGCAACCAGCGCGACUGGCGGGCCAUCAAGUUCUACUGCCACAACCGCAUCCAGCUGCUGAAGAAGAACCAGCGGCGCGAGAGCGAGCUGCAGCCCCUCGCCGUGUGCUGAGGGCGGAGCCUCGUGCUCUGAUGAACGGUACUAAAUGUCACUUUGUCGUGAUGGCUUCUUAGUAGAUGUCUAAAGUCUAAGAUGGUGUUCAAGUCCCAAGACUUUCAACAACAGACCACCAAAAUAAAUACAGCUUUGUAUUUUUUGGUGGUCUGAGUUUAUAGCAUUCAGCGUGCGCCAUGUUGUAUAUGGACCAUGUUUUAAACCACACAGUGUUGUACCAACAUUAAGAAGUAGCUUUAGUACUAGACACGUUGCAAAGACUACUCUCACUUUCCUUCCCUAGACCAGUUCUUCUAUUCAGCCACUGGACCUCCAUUUUAGGGGAACUGCACUUUAUUUUGGAGUCAUUCACAAUCCUCAAGUAAGACAUGUUGCUUCUUUUUUUUUUUUUUUCAUGCAUUCUAACUCGUAAAUAAACUCUAGCAAAAGGCAGCUAACAAUAGAGCUAAUGGUGGUCGUUCUGUUGCACCUAUAGAGCGCUCUAAGAAACAUCAAUUAUAUAUGUAGUAAUUAUAUAUGUCAUGUAGUAACAUUCAUAAUAACAUGUAAUAUAGUAUACAUGUAGUAUCUAGUAACAUUCAUAAUAACAUGUAAUAUAUACAUGAUGUAAGUAUAUAUGUCAUGUAGUAACAUUCACAAUAACAUGUAAUAUAGUAUACAUGUAGUAUCUAGUAACAUUCAUAAUAACAUGUAAUAUAUACAUGAUGUAAGUAUAUAUGUCAUGUAGUAACAUUCAUAAUAACAUGUAAUAUAUACAUGAUGUAAGUAUAUAUGUCAUGUAGUAACAUUCACAAUAACAUGUAAUAUAGUAUAUGUGUAGU
This is a messenger RNA of Entelurus aequoreus (snake pipefish), 3689 nucleotides long. RefSeq lists its product as uncharacterized. The transcript has 10 exons. The record is from RefSeq and is a predicted model, not a curated record. Gene Ontology annotation, molecular function: protein binding. Bases 1 to 2865 code for a protein of 954 amino acids. NCBI's taxonomy places the organism in Eukaryota, Metazoa, Chordata, Actinopteri, Syngnathiformes, Syngnathidae.